Messenger RNA from Aspergillus welwitschiae, 1431 nucleotides. RefSeq names its product NAD(P)/FAD-dependent oxidoreductase. Gene Ontology annotation, molecular function: oxidoreductase activity. The coding region runs from base 1 to 1431 and encodes 476 amino acids. The transcript is spliced from 3 exons. Lineage: Eukaryota; Fungi; Ascomycota; Eurotiomycetes; Eurotiales; Aspergillaceae. The record is from RefSeq and is a predicted model, not a curated record.
AUGAUAGCCAUCAUUGGCAGCGGCGCGGCUGGUAUGGCUGCUCUCUGGGCCCUUCACCAGCAUUCUCCUCACCAGGUCUACAUCUACGAGGCGGCUCCUCGUCUUGGAGGUCACAUCAACACAGUAAAGUUCAAGAAGGGAGAAGAUAGCGUCAAUGUCGACACUGGAUUUAUCGUGCUCAACAACUCUACCUAUCCCAACUUUCUCAACUUCCUCAAAGCCAUCAAUGUCCCAACCACGCCCUCGGAGAUGUCAUUUAGUGUUUCGCGAUUCUCCGACUCGGGCUCCUUUGAAUGGGCAGGGUCCUCCCUGAGGAAUCUUUUCGCUCAAAGCAGAAACCUGUUCUCUCCUUCAAUGUGGCGGAUGGUCUUUGACAUGGUGAGAUUCAAUCACUUCGCCCCUGAUCUCCUCCGCCUACCCGACGUGGACAAUACUAUGUCUAUUGGAGAGUACCUCGAGAAAGAAGGAUACUCGGCAUUUUUCCGCGACAACUACCUAAUCCCAUUGACGGCGUCAACGUGGAGCACGAGUCCAGACAAGUGCAACUUGCAAUUUCCUGCCGUGACUCUCAUCCGGUUUCUGUACAAUCACAACCUGCUUAAUACGCUCGGGCGGGGUCUCGAGUGGCUCUCCGUGACCGGUGGCGCAAAGAGCUAUAUUGAUACCAUAAUGGCCAACUUUCCUUCCAAACAAGUGUUCUUGAAUCAGCCCGUAAUAUCCGUCAUGAACGAUCCAGCCUCGGGUAGUGUUACAGUCACCACUGCCGACGGCACGACAGCCACUUACGACCACGUCAUCCUCGCUACGCCCGCACCUCAAGCACUCUCUCUAGUAUCCAAAACAGCAACUCCACUAGAAAGCUCCAUCCUCUCAGCCUUCGAAACAACCACCAAUACCGCAGUGCUUCACUCCGACGAGACCCUCCUCCCCCAGAACCGCCGGGUCUGGUCCACCUGGAACUAUCUGAGCAAUGGCGCAGCUGAUCAGGUAUGCGUUACGUAUAACAUGAACCGGGCGCAGGGGGUCUCGCAUGCGAAAUACGGGUCGGUGUUGGUGACGAUGAAUCCGCUGUUUAUGCCGGAUGUAAGAACAAUCCAGGGAGUGUUUCAGUAUGAACAUCCGCUAUUUACUCCGGCGGCAGUGCGGGCGCAGACAAUGCUACCGAGGAUUCAGGGCACAAGGGGGAUCAGUUACGUGGGUGCGUGGACAAUGUAUGGGUUUCACGAGGAUGCGUUUACGAGUGCGUUUGGAGUGGUGGAAGAGUUGGGAGCGAAGAUUCCGUUUCCGGUGGCUGAUAGUCGGUUGAGAGGGGGUGCAGUGAAGGAGGUGAGAUGGUUGGAAUAUGUAUUUAGAUUGGUGUUGCAGGGGGUGCAGGGUUUGAUUGUGUGGUUGGUGGGUGGUAGCCUGAAGGGUAAGCAGAAGGCGAGGUAG